Molecule: messenger RNA, 927 nt
Organism: Triticum dicoccoides
Lineage: Eukaryota; Viridiplantae; Streptophyta; Magnoliopsida; Poales; Poaceae
Product: cytochrome P450 81Q32-like
Exons: 2
Coding region: 1-927 (308 amino acids)
Molecular function (GO): iron ion binding; monooxygenase activity; heme binding
Source: RefSeq, a predicted model, not a curated record
AUGUCCCUGGAGGCGCGGGAGUUUAAGCAGGUGGUGGACGAGAUCAUCCCGCUCAUCGGCGCGGCCAAUGUGUGGGACUACCUGCCGGUGAUGCGGUGGCUCGACGUGUCCGGCGUGAGGAGCAGGAUCCUGGCCACGGUGAGCAGGAGGGACGCCUUCCUCCACCGGCUCAUCGACGCCGAGCGGCCGAGGAUGGACGAGGGCGAGAAGAAGAGCAUGAUCGCCGUGCUCCUCACUCUGCAGAAGACGGAGCCGGAGCUGUACACUGAUCAGAUGAUCAUCGCUCUGUGUGCGGUAAUCAUUGUGAUAGGAACGGAGACCACCUCAAGCACAUGGGCGAUGUCGCUCCUACUGAACCACCCGGCGGCGCUGAAGAAGGCACAGGCCGAGAUCAACGCGUCCAUUGGGACCUCCCGCAUGGUCACCGCUGACGACGUGCCCCGCCUCAGCUACCUCCAGUGCAUCAUCAAUGAGACGCUACGCCUGUACCCGGCGGCACCGCUGCUGCUGCCGCACGAGUCCUCCAUCGACUGCAAGGUCGGCGGCUACGAGGUGCCGAGCGGCACCAUGCUGAUCGUGAACGCGUACGCCCUCCACAGGGACCCGGCUGUAUGGGAGGACCCGACGGUGUUCCGCCCGGAGCGGUUCAAGGACGGCAAGGGCGAUGGGCUGCUGCUGAUGCCCUUCGGGAUGGGGCGGCGGAGGUGCCCCGGCGAGGCGCUGGCGCUGCAGACGGUCGGGGUGGUUCUUGGGACGCUGGUGCAGUGCUUUGACUGGGACCGGGUGGACGGCGUGGAGGUGGACAUGACGGAGGGGGUGGGGAUCACCAUGCCCAAGGCCGUGGCUUUGGAGGCCGUGUGUAGGCCACGCGCGGCCAUGCGCGAUGUUCUUCAGAUCAAACUUCUUGGCAUCUCAUAUGUACAGUAG